AUGAAUUUCGACCUACCCGCAGAAUUGAAGUCUCACCUCCAAUCAAUAGAUUCUUUUAUCAAUUCCAUAAUAAUUCCCCUCCAACAUGCCGAGGAUAAUAACCGGUUCUUCGACCACAGACGAGAGCACUCCCGGACAGAUUGGGAUAACGAUGGCAACCCGCGACCAGAAUGGGAGACCUUGCUAAGCCGAGCUCGCCAACUUAGCGAUGAAGCAGGCUUCUAUCGUUUCGCGCUACCCAAGCAAUAUGGAGGCGAGGAGCACCCCAGCACAAACCUUUGGAUGUCCGCGAUUCGGUAUCAUUUAUCCUCGCACCCCACAUAUGGAGGCGGCCUUGGACUUGCGAAUGAUCUGCAAAACGAGCAUAGUAUUGUCGGCAAUUUCCCUGACAUCUAUAUGAUCCACCAUUUUGGGAGUGAAGAGCAGCGCCGCACCUUGAUUCCCGCUCGUUUGCGCGGCGAGUUUCGAUCAACAUUUGGUCUGACGGAGCCCGAUCACGGGAGUGAUGCCACCUUCAUGUCAACAGUGGCUCGUCACGACCGUGGCGGUUUCGAAAUAACUGGAAUGAAGAAGUGGCAAACUGGUGCGCAUAAUUGCACCCAUCUGAUUGUCUUCGCCAGAACUUCCGGCGUGGCAGGGUCGGCGAAAGGCAUUACGGCCUUCUUAGUUCCACGGGAAGCAUCUGGUGUUCGAAUCCUGAGCUAUGAAUGGACAAUGAACAUGCCGACAGAUCACGCGACCGUCGAGCUGGAUCAUGUGUGGGUGCCAGAAAGUGCGGUAUUGGGAUCGCUUCAUCACGGCUUGGCAAUUGCUCAGACUUUUGUGCAUGAGAAUCGCGUCCGGCAGGCUGCAAGCGCGUGCGGUGCAGCGCGAUUUUGUCUUGAAAAAAGCAUUCUUCGCGCUCGUGAGCGCAAAAUUUGGGGGGAGGGUAAAGUGCUCGCCGACAACCAGGCAAUCCAAUUCCCGGUGGUGGAGCUGAUGACUCAGGUGGAGAUGCUGCGAUUAUUUAUACUGAAGACAAGUUGGGAAAUGGAUUGUAUUGUUGCUGCAAGUCGUUUAGUAGAGAGCAAAGUGCCACCGUGGUUUGACAUUGAGCGGAAACUGAGUGACCAAGUGUCGAUGUGUAAUUUCUGGGCAAAUCGCUUGUGCUGUCAGGCAGCCGAUCGAGCGAUUCAGAUUCAUGGCGGGGAUGGGUAUUCGCGUCAUUAUCCAUUUGAGCACAUUUAUCGACACUUCCGACGGUAUCGGAUCACCGAGGGUGCAGAAGAAAUCCAGAUGCGCAAGAUUGCUGCAUUUAUUUUUGGGUUUGCGGGUCCAAAGAAGGAGCUGGAGGCCCGGGGUAAGCGGAAAGCUAAAAUAUAA
Messenger RNA from Penicillium odoratum, 1362 nucleotides. RefSeq names its product acyl-CoA dehydrogenase family protein. The record is from RefSeq and is a predicted model, not a curated record. NCBI's taxonomy places the organism in Eukaryota, Fungi, Ascomycota, Eurotiomycetes, Eurotiales, Aspergillaceae. The transcript has 2 exons. Gene Ontology annotation, molecular function: flavin adenine dinucleotide binding. Bases 1 to 1362 code for a protein of 453 amino acids. Gene Ontology annotation, biological process: butyrate catabolic process; fatty acid beta-oxidation using acyl-CoA dehydrogenase.